Molecule: messenger RNA, 4019 nt
Organism: Purpureocillium takamizusanense
Lineage: Eukaryota; Fungi; Ascomycota; Sordariomycetes; Hypocreales; Ophiocordycipitaceae
Exons: 2
Coding region: 372-3827 (1151 amino acids)
Source: RefSeq, a predicted model, not a curated record
UGCAUGAGGGCCUUUGCCGCCUACAGAUAGAGAUCCUGUCCUUUUUUUCUUGCACGGACAUCUUUGGUGCCCCGCUCGCGUCUUCUGGGGCGUGCCUUCCAUACUUGUCUCGAAGGACCGUCACCUCACCAUGAGUAGCUCCUGCCAUCGCGAGUAGCGCCCGCCAACAGGAAUGGCCAUGCCGGCAUUUGUUGUCGAGAACGCGACAAGCUCAGACUGCCCAAGGAUCAAGCACUCUUCAUAUCAAAGUCAUCAAGCCGCCAUCAAAGCCAGACACGAGCGGUAGCACAUUCUCAGGCGCCAGAGCUGCGGGGGCGCAGACAGCAUUACAGAAACAGCGGGAGCAGCGAGAGCGACGAGGGCAAUGAGACAUGGGAGACAGCAUAGCCAGCUAUGUUGAGGGCUGUCUCGAUUUAUUCCACCUUGUGACGGACCAAGUCGGGAAUGCCUCCGACACCACAGGAAAUUUGAAGUUUUGGAGAGACAUUAGGGAUGAGCGCACGCGCUUCAAGGUAUGGGCAGGAAACAUCGGAGCUCACAGCACGGGAAUGAGCUCGCUCGACUACCGGCUGCGAGACUCAUCACAUAUUCGAGUUCAGGUCGUACGGCUGCUGCAGGAUCUCGAUGAGCUCCUCGAGGAUGCUCUGGCCAUCGUGGGUGGCUACGAGUUUCCCUGGGACCAGACCAGCGAUGCAAAGGGGACAAAAGAAGGGCAUGAAGUGACCAUCGAAACACCGACUCAAGACACAGCGGAAAAUGACGACGUACUGGAGGAAAGCGAUCUUGACCAGAUUUCGGUUGACGUGGUGGAUGUUGUCAACUGCCUCCUUCGCUUGAGUGCGGCAAUCCGCAACCCGGCGCCUCAUGAUCGGUUCGCUGCGUCGGUGUUUACGGAUACGUCACACUAUGAGCUCUUCGACAUUCGACAUGUGCAGUCAAAGUUCAACAGAAUCGACAUGACGCUGGCCGAAAGGCUCGGGAAAGCAAUCUCCAGACGGAGACAGUACUUCAAGUACCGAGAGGCGCAUCAUAUGAAGCUCGCUCAUGGACUCGAUCUUCACCGAGCGGCAGAUGCAGCUACUACGACUGACAGUGCUGAUCCGCAGACGGUAGCAUCAUCUAUACCGCAACACUUGAAGGGAGGCUCACAUCCAACGGAAGGGCCUCUCAUUUUUAGUGAAGAUCGUUCCGAAUCUGGACAGAGUCAAACAUCCUACGCUUCGUCCGCAGCAGGGAAGAACGAGUACCGCAUCCCGCCGUUGCCAAAAGAAGCCUUGGCGGGUCCAUUCGAAUGUCCGUUCUGCUAUAGGAUCAUUACAGCCACGAGCACAAUUUCUUGGAAGAGGCAUGUGCACGAAGAUCUUCGCCCCUAUAUAUGCCUCGAAAAGGACUGCAUCGCACCGGAGAAGGAAUUUGCUCGCCGACACCACUGGAUGAAUCACAUGAGGCAAAGUCACUGGAGCACUUACACCUGCCCUGCUUCUUGUGGUGCCAUGUUUCUGUCUGUUUCGGAGUGCCAAGAACACCUAACUCAAAGCCAUCCGGGACCAGUCCAGGCAGAUAAAAUGAUCGCAUUGAUUGAAUUAGGUGCACAGCCACUCGAUCUUAGCGAGGGCAUUGCGUGUCCCCUCUGCGGUGACUCAUUAAAAUCGGCUCAGCAAUAUCGACAUCAUGUAGGUCGGCAUCAGGAACAGCUUGCCCUCUUUGCGUUGCCCAUUGUGGGAUCCAACGAUGACGCUGUCGUGGACGAAGGGGAUGCAGAUGGUCAGGCCCAAUCUCGGGGAACCUCAGAGCCUGAUUCGUCCUCUGGGGAUCGAGACUCGGCUGUCGUUGGGAAUCUGGACAAAGCUGAAGAUACUAAACUACAAGACUACCUCGAGGGAGUCGAUCUUUCCAGCCGACCUUCGUCCCCAAAACCUGGAUCUGGCUCACUGACCCUGGAUGGGCGGCCAGAGAAGUUCUUGGCUUCGUUGAAUCGCGAGCAUACUCGAAAAGCCAACCAGAGCAAAGAUGGUUUAGGGUCUCAAAGUCGAGAUUCAGGUGUUGAGGGGGAUACCGUUGGCAGUCUGAAAGUUGAAGACAUUGUGUCUCUAUUGAACAAGAUCCGUGUGUCCAAGGAAAAGCAGCAUGGCGACCAGACACAUGAAGAUUUGCUAAACUCAGAUGGGAAAAUGCAGGGAAGUGACGAUGAGUCUCCCAAGGCGCGGCCGCCCCUGACCAAAAGGGCGAAACCCGAGAUCCCACCCCGGCCUACUGCGAGCUCGUCGGGCAAUGCAAAGGAUGACCACCUCUCUAAGCCGAAACCACCGGCGCCUACCCCCUCUCUGCUUCCCCCGGACAAACUGGCGGUCCUGCAGGCGGAGAUUCUGAUGGAGCGGAAUAAGCGACCCGGGCUUGGACCGAAGACGUCCAAGAAGGGAGACGCUCCCAAGGAGCAGAACCCAGUUGGAGAAAAGAAACAAUUCCCCUCGACGGACGCGCGGGCGGAAGAAAAAGCUAAGGCUACUAUGGACAGUGCCAAGAUGAAGAAGAGCACCAAGAAACCUAUGCCGGCUGUCGCAUCCAGAGCAACGAUCGAGCAGAAUGUUCAGUGGCAUCAGCCGGUGGUGGGCGGAAGCUACUACCCCAUGCAGGUGCCGCAACCUCUCGCGGCGUGGUCUCAACCAUGGCUACCGAGUCAAGCGCACCCCGUCGUUCAUCCUCGCAGCCAGCCUGGCGGAAGCAGGUACAUUGAUUCACCGCAUGGUAUAUCUGCACGUCACCCUGCACGGCUUCCGCCAUUGUCGGCUCAAACGGGACCGUCGAACCCGCCGGCCAGCUUCUAUGGCGGUAUUGCGCCCGAAAGCCAGCGUGCUCUGGCUGUCGAUGAAAGCGGCCGCUUGACGGCCAACUUUCCUCCGCGACCGCCUAUUCGGGAUCCAGACCUAGUUGUGGAGAGGCAACUGAGGCUUCAACAACAGGCCCCUGUAUCGUACUUUAACUCAGAAGGCCCCGGCAUUCAAGACCCUCGCCACUACUCUGCAAUUCCAUUACCGCCACCGUCCAGCCCGUACUAUCCUCCGGGUGCAGCAGUACCGUCGGGCACGCGUCCGUUGGCUCGAGCGGCAUCCUCAGGUGGAAUACCAGCGGAUUAUGGGUACGGCAAUUAUGGGAGUGCUGUGUACAACGGUGAUGAGGAUCGCGGUCGCCGUCUCAGUCGUCGAAGGAGUGGAGAGUGGCAGUAUGAACAGCGGCAAUAUGAUCAGGGGCCCAGGCUACCAACGGGGACGACACGCCCACCCCCGCCCCUACACCCUCCUCCGAUGUAUGGCAACGUAGAGUACGAUGUUGCGCCGGCAUCGAGAAACCGCCGGCGUGGCUCCAUGUAUGGCGCCAACGAUUCCGAAGCAAGAGAAAGACAGAUGGUCGCGGGUAUGGCUGUCAUAGAGAGGGCGAUGGCUCCGACGGGCGUGCCUCUCACAGCGGACAUGUUGCGGCGGAUAGGGGGUCGCCCUCCACAUACGUCCAGUGCUCAAGCAACGGACGGAAGCAACAGCGGGGACGAACAGCGCAGGCGCAGUCCGCACACCAUGUCGCGCACAAUACAAUCACCGACGGCACACGGAGACGACAUCACGAUCAAAGUGGAAGGUGGCGCCACCAUCAAUGUGGGAGGGAUUGAGAUGCGCACCGGCACGGCUGGUGGCGAGAUCGUCUUGACGUCGCACGGAACGACGCUGUCUGGAUUUCGUCGCGACGAUGAGGACAGGAAGGGCUCGAGAAGGCAAAGCAAACAGGCCGAACCUUCUGUCCGGCGAAGCACCACGGUCAAAGACACAAAUCAGUAAUCCGCAGGCAAGCGAACGUCCACUCUUAGUGAACGCUUUAAGACUAGGCGGUCUCAGAGUAGGGCCCGGAGCCAGGGGGGCAUGGAGCCUCCUUAGAGGUAUUUUGCAGCGUCUACAGAAAAUACGUGUUCUCCGAGACAUACCUAGCCUGGGAGUGAGCUCAACUGCGACUGUUGAGGCAAUGAGAUGUGG